This is a messenger RNA of Nothobranchius furzeri (turquoise killifish), 3783 nucleotides long. The record is from RefSeq and is a predicted model, not a curated record. Lineage: Eukaryota; Metazoa; Chordata; Actinopteri; Cyprinodontiformes; Nothobranchiidae.
AGGUUCCUCAGCAGGAUGAAGCUUUUCUCUCAUCCUCUGCUUUAAUGUGUCUUUGUCAGGAUGGCGGGGGUGUUCGACAUCGACAUGGAGACCGAUGAUGUCAGCGACACAGAGGACGACGCCUGUGAGCUCACAGUCACAGAACCGGAGAAUGUUCAGACGGAGGAGGUGGAGCUGACCAGUGAAAGUGUGAACAGAGACAGUGAGCGGGUCGGACCCGACUGCUUCGAGCUUCUGACUGUGCUGGGCAAAGGAGCCUAUGGCAAGGUGUGUGUGUGUGAGAAGGUUCAAGGUGCUCAAACAGGGAAAAUAUUUGCCAUGAAGGUCCUGAAAAAGGCUAAGAUCGUGUGUAAUGCUAAGGACACGGCGCACACACGAGCAGAGCGGGAGAUCCUGGAGAAAGUCCGAAACCCGUUCAUCGUGGACCUGCUGUAUGCCUUUCAGACCGGAGGGAAGCUCUAUCUCAUCCUGGAGUGUCUGAGUGGAGGAGAGCUGUUCAUGCAGCUGGAGAAAGAGGGCAUCUUCAUGGAGGACACGGCCUGUUUCUAUCUGGGAGAGAUCAUCCUGGCUCUGGGUCACCUCCACUCCAACGGGAUCAUCUACAGAGAUCUGAAACCUGAGAACAUAAUGCUGAGCCAGCGAGGACACAUCAAGCUGACAGACUUUGGUCUCAGUAAGGAGUCGAUUCAUGAUGGAAGCAUCACGCACACCUUCUGUGGGACCAUCGAGUACAUGGCCCCAGAGAUUCUGACCCAUUCGGGCCACAACAGAGCAGUGGACUGGUGGAGCCUCGGGGUCCUGAUGCACGACAUGAUGACCGGAUCGCCUCCGUUCACGGCCGAAAAUAGGAAGAAAACUAUCGAGAAGAUCCUUAAGUGCAAACUCAACCUUCCCCCUUAUCUGACAGUCGAUGCCAGAGAUCUCAUCAAACAGCUAUUGAGGAAGAGUCCAGUCAAAAGACUCGGCUCCAGUCAAGGUGACUCCGCUGAUAUCCAGAAACAUUCGUUCUUUAAACAAAUCAACUGGGACGACUUGCUGAACAAGAGAGUAGAGCCUCCGUAUAAACCUCAGCUGCAUUCAGAUGAGGAUGUGAGCCAGUUCGACACCAGGUUUACCCGACAGACUCCAGUGGACAGUCCGGACGACUCCACGCUGAGCCACAGCGCAGAACUCGCCUUCGCUGGCUUCUCCUUCGUGGCUCCAUCGGUGUUGGAGAGUCUGAAAGAAGGGUUCUCGUUCGAGCCCCGAUCUCGUCACGUUCGUCGUCACAACAGCAGCCCACGCACACCCAUCAGUCCACUGAAGUUCUCUCCUGCUGGGCCCUUUAAGUUGGCCGUGGAAGGAGAGCCAGACCUUUUCUCUCCUACGUCUCCACCAGCAGCUCCACCUUCGGUCCCGUUGGAGAACGGACCUGCCAGUCGGCCCAUCAAAACCCCGUCUCGGAACAAGAAGAAGAAAGGACAUCAGAGAUGAGGAGGAGGCUGUAAAACAUCCAGCUUUGGUCAUUUUUCUUCCUUCUGAUUUCAGGUCCGACUUACUGGGAAACCGGUUCUGGAGAAAUAAAUGAACUCAGUACUGACUGGGUUUAUAGUCACACAUGCUCUGCUUAUUAUUACGACUCUGAGUUGAAUUAUUUGUGAAGCGUUCAUCUUCAGCUCUGACGUUUCUGGACGUUCUGUCUCACUGGACUCUCAUGUAUGGAAACACAAACUUCUGUAAUUAGAAAGCGAGCGAAGGAGCCAUCAGUUCCUUCACCAGCUUCCUGUGGCGCUACACACCGCUAACCCGCUUCUUUAGUUACAACUAAAGAAAGUUGGUACGAGGUUUAAAGACUAAGUUCACUUGUUUCUUUUUCAACACAUUUGCAGCGGCGUCGAGUAUGUUUGAGUGACUUAUGAGUCAUCUCUGAGGUAUAAAAGCUCCGGUGCUCCUGUCUCAGGAACUAGAAGUGAGCCAGAGCAGAGGGGGGCUGAAGACGACAGGAUCUGGAGUCUUAAUGAUGUUUGGGUAUCUCGGCUCUGAUUGGCUAACAGUAACAAGGCUCUACCACUGGCUCAGUUGAUGUUUUAUCUCCACAAACAACACCAGCCUGAUGGAGUUGCUAAUGCUAACGGCUAGCUUCCACUAGCUGAGACGUUCUCUGCUGUUUCCUGGAUGCUAAACCAAACCAACAACAGCCUUCCCCGUCGCGAGCCGAGGUGGUGUAGAUCUGUGUGGCUUUUCUAAUCCGAGCGUUUCGCCAUCUACUUUUUAUCGGCGGCUAAUGCAGGAACUAGAAGUAGAAGACUGUUUUUACCGAUUAUUUUUAAACAUACAAGUAAAAAACCGGUUCCUCAGUGAACUUGGCCUUUAAGGUGGAACUGGUCCAUCGAGUUCGACUCACAGCAAACCGAUGACGGAUUUUUGCUUUGAAGAUUAUUUUGUGCGAAGGUUGAAACACGACACCACUUUUUGUUGUUGUUGUUGGGCUGCAUGACCUUAAAUCUGUGGUGUGACACGUUUUGGGUUUUUUUGGUUCCAGGUUUUCUUUUCUUUGUAUAUAAAAUUUAAUCUAAAGUGUGAAAGCCUAAAGAAGGUUGUUCCUUUACGUAAUGACAUCAUUGUGAAACACACUGCCUUCCUGUUGGUUCAUCCAAUGCCUCAGAUAGCAGCUCAGUGGUUAGUUUGAACCAAUCAGAGCAGACUUGGCCUUAAAGUGACAGUAGCUAAAAGUCAGCAGUGGCCGAAUUUGUGUUAAAUAUAAUUAUGUUGGGAAGAAUUUUGGCACAUGGAACUCAUCCUGGAGACCUUCAACACAAAAUUAAUAAGCUAUAAAUUAUUUAUGGGGUUUUAAUGAGUUUGUAAAUAGAAAAAUAUUUAUUUAAGUUUAAAAUCCUCUAGAUUAUUUUUUCAUUUUUACUUAUUCCUCAGGUGUUUCUAAACAACAUUCAUCUGCUGCCCAUGCACACACACACACACACACACACACACACACACACACACACACACACACACACACACACACACACACACACACACACACCUGCUGUAUGAACAGGUUUACGGUGAUGUGCUCAGAAAACAAAAUUAUGUAUAAAAACAGUAUUUUGUUAAUGAAGCUGAAGUUUUUCCCCAAUCUGAACUAGUGUUUAAGUAGAAUUUAAACAUUUACAGAUUCACUCUAAUCAAAUGUAUUUUCUCUAAAAUAAACAACUUUAUGAAUCUGUCUGAUAAUUUUUGUAAAAUGUUUGCAUUAAAAAUAAAGCCACGGUAUCUGUAAAGACAUAUCUGAUAUAUUUAUGAAGCUUUCCACCAUUUUGGCUGAUUUAGUCAGUUUUAUCUCCUCCGUCGUUCUCGCUUAGAAGGGUGUUUUAUUUCUGACUCCUGAGGAUUUUAAAUUGUCAGAUAAUUUUGAUCUGAGAAUAAACUUGGUUGAAACUUAUUUUUGUUUUUGGCUCCGCCCACUUGCUGCUGAUUCUGUCUGGGGAAAAAAACCUGGUCCUGAAAUAAACGGAUGUUUUUCUGGCUCUUCGCAUGACAAAUGGUUUUCAGUGAUGUAUGUGAUUUCAUUUAUCAUUUGAGGAGAAGAGUCCUGUUUUUGCAGCAUUUUAGUAACUGAACACGUCGUCUGUAUUAAAACAAAGCCUUUCCGCCACAUGGUACAGUCAUGUAGAGAACAAUUAUAAAACACAAAACAUGGCUUAUCUGAUGUGUUUAUCAUGACAAAAUGAUUAAUGAGUGUUUGAUGCAAAUGAAUAAAACGUUUCUCUGGAUGUAGAACCUGGAGGUGAUUUUUAAAUGACA